AUGCAUCGUGUUAGGGGCGAACGAAUACAAUCGUCCAGGGACUCUCCGAUCGCUCGGGUCUGCCAGGCUUGGCUGGUACAGUUCGCUUGGUUAAACCGACCUACCGACCGACCGACCGACCAACCGACCGACCGACCGGCCGGUUGGCAGGGCACUGAGGGCCGGGCGCUUCCAUCUGCCUAUUCUUCGUGCGUCCGGUCGGUGAUAAGUGUACUCUUGCAAAGGCCACCUCCAGCCGUACCCGCGGGCCAAUACAUGCGACCCAAUGUUGGCAUGGUUCGGUUGCGAAACACGUCAGAUCGAUGCAGUCUAGGUGGUACAGCUUUGGCAAGAGUGACCGAUACUCUUUCGGCGUCAGCCAUUCGGCCGAGCUCAACUUGCCUUAUUUGCAGUUGGCUUGUCUCGCAGUCGUCCAAGCAUUCUGCUUAG
This is a messenger RNA of Protopolystoma xenopodis, 429 nucleotides long. NCBI's taxonomy places the organism in Eukaryota, Metazoa, Platyhelminthes, Monogenea, Polystomatidea, Polystomatidae. The record is from the annotation of a GenBank genome assembly.